AUGGCCGGCUCGGACCCAGACCCCGAGUUGGAGAGAAGCAACGCCUCGCAUAGACAUCUCAUCGAUGUGCUCAAGCAGACCUUUGAGAUUCUGGGAGGGCUCACCUGGCAAUCAGCAGAAGCAGCAGGUCAACGCGCAGACGACGAAGAAACCAUUGAGGAAGUCAUCUUCUCCAACAAGUUUUCCGCCCUCGACAUCGGUGCCGCCGUUAAUAGUAGUUCUGAGGAAGAGGCUGAGCUUCCCAAGAAAUUUGCGUCAAGACGGCGCCAGACAAACAAGUCUGGUAAAGGAAAGAAGGGCAAAGGCAAAGGCAAGAAGGGCAAAAGCAGCAACAAGCAGAACCAGGUGUCAUCAUCCUCACAAGCCGCUCUGGAGGAUCUGCCCUUGGAAAGCUACAAGAUCGUGGAAGACUUCAACGCUCGCAAUGGUGAGAAUGGGACCGGCCUUUUGACCGACUACCUGAUGGACGUCUACCUCGUCUUCCGAAACCUUCUUGUCCUGCGUGCAUCAGUCCAAAACAAGUGGGCUGAGGUGGCCUACGAUGAUCUCAACAGUGCCGUCGCCGGCGCCAUGUCCAACGUGGCCAUCGCCACAAUCAAGAAGAUCCAGUCUUCAAUCUUCUUUGAGUAUCCCGGAAACGACUCGUUCGACGCAAUCCUAAACGCCUUGACAAGAGGCAACCCCGAGAAGAUGAGGGAUAACUUCGAAGUUGGCAUGUGGGCAUGCGGCCCCGGUGGGCAGGGAGGUCACCAAGUGCACGGCACGUACCUGGACAUCCAGGAGCAAUUUCUCAUGUACUCGUACAAGGACCUCUGCGACUUCAUUACCGACUUCCAGCUGAACCGCACAGGAAAGCCAACAAAGCGGAUGCAGGCCGAGGUUAGGAACUGGAACCCCAAACUCAACCUCGCAAGUGCCACCAAGGAAGAACGAAUCCAAUGGCGCCGUGCUUACACGAUCAAUUGGCUCUACGACCUGGUCAACGUCUUCUCCUCUGUUGUUGUUCAUCGCAACACCUUGGAAGACGAAAGCCAUGACCUUUCCAAGGUCGACUGGUCAUCUUCCGGCCCGUGGCACGCACACCGCCGGCUCUUCGGCCUCAACGAAUUCGCUGCUUUCGUCAGCUCGCUCGCAUGGCAGAAGCCAGGCGCCCCGAUCAAGGUCAUGGUUCUCCCCCAUCAUGUUUUUCAGCUCCAGUGCAUCGUGGAUUCCUGGACCGUGUCGCGCGGAUGGUCACUGAGCUUUGUGCACGGUCAUGUGCUGCGACCUCCGAGCCAUAACUUUAUUCCCAGGCGAGACCUGGACCCUAUCCUGAAUCGCGGCACACAAGCCGUCCAAGCCCUCACCGGGUCUUUGCAAGCUGAAUCGGUCUUGCAGCAGUUGCUCGAGCGUGAUGGCAUUAGAAGGGGCCACCCCGAGGCGCAUAGCGCAAGAUGCGCGAUUCUCAAGCAGAUCAGAGACGAGUUCGACGGCUGCCUGGGCCGAACCAUUCUCGCCGCCGGUCUGGACACGAUCCCUACCUCGCGAUUCGCAGACACUGAUGUCAACGGUCUAUACAACUACUCGCCCUUCCAAUGUGGCGUUGGAUCACUGGAAGCACUUGAGCUGAGCUACCUGGUUAGCACUUACAUUUGGGAUCAGGUUCCUGAGCCCCUCAUGCUCCUUCACCUGCACAACAUGGUGGUGAAGAAGGGAUACCUCAAGACGCCUGUUGAACUUUGGCUCGCACUUGAACAAAUCUUUGGUGAAGCGCUGUUCCCGACAGGCAAAGCACCAACUUCCAGGUUUGCACAGACAUUUUCAUCUCACUGCAAGAAUGUUCAAGCCCAGGGCUCCGCCGCCCGAGCGACGAAACUCAAGGCCGCAAAGAACGCCAACAAUGCCCUUAGCAUGCUGGACCCCGAAUCAAAUAUUUCAUUCAGGUCCAAGCCGUAUGUGCAACUCCUCCGCCAAGGAGAGUGGGACCCAGAUCGAGUACCGGACGAGGAGAUCCCUCUUGAGACUUUGACCUGCAUGCUGCGCCUCAGCCGGCUCAAGAUGAAGAAGGAUGAGCUCACCGGUCGUCUGGCCUUGGCCGAUCCUGAAGCACCACUCGCUCGGCGUGCCAAGGCUCGUGGAUACACGGAGGAGCACAUCGCUCAGCUCUCAUUCCUUAACCCUUGGGAAGGCGAUGCCGCCACUAAGGACGAGUGCUUGAGCAAGACCGUGAUGGACAACAUGCGGAGAUCCGACCCGGAGAAAUUCAAAGGAAUGGUUACCGGAGACCAAGACAUGUGGAAGAAGCAUUCGCCCGGAGGAUCGAUGAACCCCGAGGAGAUGAUGGGGCUCUGCGGAUGGGACGUGUACAACAGUAUCUGCGGCGACCAGCCCGUUCUGGGACUCAGCUUCGUCUGGGUGACGGCCUCCGUCUACGUGUGGUUCGAGAUGCUGGAGGAGGAACUCAAGAAGCUGCGCAACCCGGUCUACGUGAGCGCGUACGAAGACCCGACCUUUCGAGGAGAUCAACGCAACCGGCUGGUGAUGGGUGCUCUGGGGGCCCAGGAUGAGGAGUGUAUGAAGACGGUUGCCAAGCUCUUCGAAAAGAGUCGCUGCGGGUUCGUCGAGAACAUGUACUGGAACAAGAUCGAGACUUCGGAGAAGAGAACGGAGAGAAUGAACAAGGCCCGGAAAGGGGAAGAACUGGGCUGUGUCGUAAUGUGA
Molecule: messenger RNA, 2700 nt
Organism: Clonostachys byssicola
Lineage: Eukaryota; Fungi; Ascomycota; Sordariomycetes; Hypocreales; Bionectriaceae
Source: the annotation of a GenBank genome assembly